AUGACCGACCCGACCCAGGGGACCAAGCCCACUAACCGGCAUACAGGACCCGACCACUUGGGGAGGAUUAAGGGAAUCGAUCAACAUGAAUAUACACACAAGCCACCUCUAGAACAUACUAAAACAAACAGACGUUCAUGGGUGACAACGCGGCGCACGUACCAUACCCUAAGGUUAAAAAAAGACCCCAACGACCGGGUCACGGUGUGCCAACAGCCUGGACAAGGGGAACACACACAAGAAGAUAUACUUACCCUGACUCUAGUAGCUUCACCACACAUGACAUGCCACAUCAAAGAAACUACCAGGGUCAAAGCAGAACGUUACCCUCACAUGUUACCUGAUAACCACACAGGGAAGCUAAGUCAAUACACCCCACAAACGAAGGGACACGGUCCUCCCCCAACCACACGGACACACACACACACGCCGACAUCUAACGGCUUAGGGUACCCACACGCUACUACACUCACCACCUGA
Pelobates cultripes (western spadefoot toad) is the source of this 480-nucleotide messenger RNA. The record is from the annotation of a GenBank genome assembly. Lineage: Eukaryota; Metazoa; Chordata; Amphibia; Anura; Pelobatidae.